Molecule: messenger RNA, 1998 nt
Organism: Tarenaya hassleriana
Lineage: Eukaryota; Viridiplantae; Streptophyta; Magnoliopsida; Brassicales; Cleomaceae
Product: protein phosphatase 2C 70
Exons: 13
Coding region: 112-1836 (574 amino acids)
Biological process (GO): protein dephosphorylation
Molecular function (GO): protein binding; protein serine/threonine phosphatase activity; cation binding
Source: RefSeq, a predicted model, not a curated record
AAAUAAAGGGAUUAAGACAGAGGAAGGUGAGAAAAUUUCAAAGCGAGGUUCUCGGGAACUAAUCAGGAAGAGAAGGUGCGGAAUCGGAGAGAGAGAGCGAAGACGAAGGCGAUGUUCGAGAUGACCAUUUCUGGAAUUUUCAUGGUGCUUAUGCUGCUUCUCAUCUCCUUCCUCAUCAUCUUCGCUUGCAAGCCAUGGCGCUUCCUUUCCGGCCUCCGAUCCUCCAGCCUCUCCGCCUUCAAGUCUCUGCAGGCAGGGGAUCUACAAAGACCCCUAGUAUCUGAUGAUGGAAACUUGGUCCAAGGCCAAACCAGCGAGUUAACGAGGGAAUAUGACCUCGAGGGAGCUUGCUACCAAAAUGAAGGGCUUUUGCAUUCAUCUCUAAUAGAGGAAUGCGAUUACAAAGAUAGGAUUCCUUCUUCCUCUCCCCAUUUCAACCACGGCGAAAGCUUGGUGGUAGAAGUGAUUUCUGAACAUUUUGGGGACGUUUCGCUGGGCCAGACGCUUAAACAACAAGCUGAAAAAGGUCAAUUAGCAGAAGUGAAAAAGUCCGAUUGGCAGGAUAACCAAAGUCAAAAUUUGAAACAUGAUCGAGAAAGUGAUGGGCUUAGGGAGCUUUCUCUGAAACCGGUCAAAGAUAAGAGAAGUUGGCUGUCUUUGGAGGUCAUUUCUGGUCCCUCUAUUGGGCUUCAACUUUCUGUGGACUCCACAAGUACGAAGCUGCCCGUGAUCCUUGGGAGGGUUUCUCCUAGUCAUUUAUUAGUGAAAGAUGCGGAGGUUUCUGGGAAGCAUGCUCAAAUAAACUGGAACUCCAAUAAAUUAAAAUGGGAGCUGGUAGACAUGGGUAGCCUAAACGGAACAUCCUUAAACUCUCGGUCAGUUAGCCAUCCUGAUUCAGGUAGCCGACACUGGGGUGACCCAGUUGAGCUUGCAAGUGAAGAUAUAUUAACUCUGGGUACAACCACAAAGGUCUUUGUUUGCAUCUCAAAUCAGAAUGAGUAUCAGAUGCCCUUCAGGAUUGGCGUGGCCUCAGAUCCCAUGGCUUUACGUCGAGGAGGCAGGAAACUUCCAAUGGAAGAUGUUUGCUAUUACCAGUGGCCGCUUCCUGGGGUUGACAAGUUUGGCCUGUUUGGUGUUUGUGAUGGACAUGGAGGGUCAGAGGCCGCUCAAGCUGCAAGCAAAUUUUUCCCCGAGAUUUUGGCGAAUAUUUUGUCAGACUCGGUGAAAAGGGGUAAAGUAUUAUCACAACGUGAUGCUUCGGAUAUCCUUAGGGAUGCCUUUUCAAAGACAGAAGCUUGCUUGGAUCACCUUUAUGAGGGUUGUACAGCAACCGUUCUCUUGGUUUGGGAAGAUGGUGAAGAAAAAUUCUUUGCACAAUGUGCUAACGUUGGGGAUUCAGCCUGUGUUAUCAAUCUCGAUGAGAAAUACAUACAGAUGACCGAAGAUCAUAGACUGACUAGUGCUUCUGAGAGACUGCGGAUGCAAAAAGUAGGAUUGCCUCUGAGAGAUGGGGAGAGUCGACUCUUUGGUAUAAACCUUGCUAGGAUGCUCGGAGACAAGUUUCUGAAGCAACAAGAUAUCCGUUUCAGCGCCGAGCCAUAUAUAAGUGAGCCAGUACGACUUGAUCAAGCGAGAGAUGUAUUUGCUCUGCUGGCAAGUGAUGGACUAUGGGACGUGGUCAGUGUGAAGAAGGCUGUCCAGCUUGUUCUUAAGAUGAGAGAGGAGGGAGGAAGAGAGGAUGAGGCUGAGGAGAUCGCAAACAGUCUGUUGAGAGAGGCUCGGACAAUGAGGACAAAAGACAACACUUCCGUUGUUUACUUGGAUUUCCACAUCUGAUGUAUGUAUAUGCUCAAAAAAAAAAAAAAAAAAAAAAAACGAGGCCAGUCACUUACUGUUAGUAAUUUAGCAUCAAAACCUCAGGUUACAGAGUGUUAGGUCAAUGUCUAUGUUUGGUCUCGUAUCUUUUAAUCAUAAUGAUGAUGAUCCUUUGAAGCGUUC